UCCGACCCGUCAGCAGCCUGCGGUGGUCCCCGGGGGCGGCGGCCGCGCUGCUGCCUGCGAGCCGGGCCCGCGGCCCGAGGGCGCGGCGCCAUGAAACUGUACAGCCUCAGCGUCCUGUACAAAGGCGAACCCAAGGCGGUGCUGCUCAAAGCCGCGUACGACGUGUCCUCCUUCAGCUUCUUCCAGAGGUCCAGUGUUCAGGAGUUCAUGACCUUCACGAGUCAGCUGAUUGUGGAGCGCUCAGCGAAAGGCAGCAGAGCUUCUGUCAAAGAACAAGAAUACCUGUGCCACGUCUAUGUGCGAAACGACAGUCUGGCAGGAGUGGUCAUUGCUGACAGCGAAUAUCCAUCCCGGGUGGCCUUUACCUUGCUGGAGAAGGUUCUAGACGAAUUCUCCAAGCAGGUGGACAGGAUAGAGUGGCCUAUCGGGUCCCCUGCCAGCAUCCACUACACCGCCCUAGAUGGCCACCUGAGUCGAUACCAGAACCCCCGAGAAGCUGACCCCAUGACUAAAGUGCAGGCUGAGCUGGACGAGACCAAAAUCAUUCUGCACAACACCAUGGAGUCUUUGCUGGAGCGAGGGGAGAAGCUAGAUGACCUGGUGUCCAAAUCCGAAGUGCUGGGAACACAGUCUAAAGCCUUCUAUAAGACAGCCCGGAAACAGAACUCGUGCUGUGCCAUCAUGUGACAGCAGCCCGCGGAGGCCCCUGUGUCCGAUGCCCUGGCCGUUUGCAGCAGAGCCGGCGUGGGAAGACCCUCAUGGGGACAGAUCUUGCUUUCACUGUGGGGCUCCUGGCAGGACCUGAGGGCCGGGGGCGGGCUGGGGGAAAACAUUCACAUUCACAUGUCUGCCGAUCUCUGGAAAGGUUGUUCGAGGGUCCCAAAGCUGUAUUCUCCGGCCAGAUGAAACCAUAAACUCUGAGUGACUCACACCAAUGCUGAAGGGCUCAUUUCUGACCCCUGGGAAGACCCGUGGGCCCCCGAGCUGUGCGAGGUCCCCAGGGAGGUCGGAGCCAGCCUCGGGUCUCCGUCCACCUUGCACUUGUGUUCGUGCACUGACUAUUAACCCUGCAUUAAGCCCAGCUGAGCCCUGAUGGCAGGGCCGGGGGAGACAGGCUGCACGGAUGCUGAUGCUCUCCUGGCCCCUGCUAAGGGCACCCACCUGCAGGCUGCACAGAGAUGCCUGAGGGGUGUGGAGUGGGGGGCAUCGGCCCAGACGUGCAGCUCGGCUCUGACCUCCGGGUCACAGUACUGUGUACAUCUCUCUUGACCUAUGUUCACUCAUCGCUGGCAACAGGAUUGUCUUAGCGGCCGCCCGGGGCCUGCGUGCCUUAGCAAGACCAGAUGCCAGCCAUCCCUAGAACUCCCAGUGCCCCAUGCCCGGUCUGGCCCCCACAGGAGCACUGCUGAGAGCCCCCCAGCAGCGCCAGUCCCAGCCCCGGCCCCGAGACCUGCCCACUCCCUCAGACUGCACUGCCACGUUUCUGCAGUGCGUCCUGAGGACGUGAGCUCAUGACAGGCCCUUGGGACCUGGUACCCACAGAAGCCCCUGCUGGGGUGCUAGCAUAUGGUCCCAUCCUGGGAGGUCCUUCCGUGAGCAUGCUGGUUCUUGGCCUACCCAGGAGGUCCUGCUGCCCUCAGAGAGGGCCAGGCCUUGAAUACCUUAGACCAGAAAGUGGGACCUUCGCGGCUUCUGAGGACCCCCACCCUACAGGUUUACCUGCUGGCUGGCCUUUCACCCUGGGCACUGUGCUGGCCCCUAAAACAGCCUGCCCAAGGGACCCCCCGGAAUGUACAGACCCAAUCUGCUCCCCCGUGCUGGGGGGCUGUGACGACUCCAACUUGGGAGGUCUCUGCGGAGCAGCUGGGGGUGGAGGUGCGGACCUGUGGGGCUGGCUCAGGCCCCAGCCAGCAUUUCCCCAGUUGAUGGUGUCUCAUUUGGAAGCACUGGGCAAAGAGUGUAUUUUAAUAACUGCCACCUAACUGUUCUGUUCGAAAAGUUCUUCUCUGGAUAAAGUUGUCUUUUGAGAUUCCAAAA
This is a messenger RNA of Canis lupus familiaris (dog), 2037 nucleotides long. RefSeq names its product YKT6 v-SNARE homolog (gene YKT6). Gene Ontology annotation, biological process: endoplasmic reticulum to Golgi vesicle-mediated transport. Gene Ontology annotation, cellular component: Golgi apparatus. Gene Ontology annotation, molecular function: SNAP receptor activity. The record is from RefSeq and is a predicted model, not a curated record. The transcript is spliced from 7 exons. Bases 91 to 687 code for a protein of 198 amino acids. Lineage: Eukaryota; Metazoa; Chordata; Mammalia; Carnivora; Canidae.